AUGGCACUCCCCAACGCCCUCCUCGCGCUCCUCGCAACGAUCAUCGCAACAGCGGACACCCUGAACGUCACCGUUCCCUCCGAGAUCGAAGCCGGCGUCGAGACAGAAAUAGAAAUCGGCUUCGACUACUGGAAACAGCCUUUUGUCUACGAGACCCUUCCCGGGCCAGAGACGACGUUGUACGGCACACCGACGGCGCCGACGGAGUAUUCGUGGUACAGUCUUUUGACGGCGAAGCCGACGUCUACGAGGCAGGCUUCGGCCGGGAAGAGGAGGGCUAAGCCUCCGGUGGCGGUGCCGAAAAAGACAAGCUAUGCAGGCCUCAUGGUGACGACGGUGUUGACGUGCCUAGUUGCGUUUGGCAUUGGAUCUGUGCUUGGAUGGAUCUGGCCUGAUGGAUUGAGGCACGAUGGAUGA
Messenger RNA from Colletotrichum phormii, 417 nucleotides. RefSeq lists its product as uncharacterized. NCBI's taxonomy places the organism in Eukaryota, Fungi, Ascomycota, Sordariomycetes, Glomerellales, Glomerellaceae. The record is from RefSeq and is a predicted model, not a curated record. The transcript is spliced from 2 exons. Bases 1 to 417 code for a protein of 138 amino acids.